GGCAAGAUGAAUUCAGCACAAACAGAGUCCUGGGCAACUAGAUGGCUGUCUUCUUAUUUUAAGGAUAGGAAACAGCAUACUGUUUUGGCUGGAAAGCGCUCCACUUCCCAGCUAACUGAAAGUGGUGUGCCUCAAGGUGCAGUACUUUCUCCAUUUCUUUUCUCUUUCUUUCUGCAUGACCUUCCGAACUCACCCAAAGUUAACUUCAUUAAGUAUGCUGAUGACCUGACCGUUUCUGUCCCUGUAGUUGCCACAUCGGAUUGUUCCUAUAUGAAUGGCUUCCUAGCUGAAGUUAAGGAUUGGUCUGGCUCAAAUGGUCUUAAACUAAAUCCAACUAAAUGUAACACUGUUGAUUUCAGCUUGAGAAGUGAAAAAGACAUGCAUGGAUUGAUUCAAUCUCAUGAUUGUUGUAAUAUUGAUGGUACCAUGAUAGAGAGUAAGUCAAGUGUUUCUUAUCUUGGCAUUAGUUUCUCGUCAAAUCUUUGCUGGUCGUCUCAUAUUCUUAUAGUUUCUAAGAAAGUUUUCCGUCUGACUUAUUACAUAAAGAAGUUGAGACACUCAGGUAUAACUCAAUCUCUUAUCAUACAAUUUAUUAAUUCAUGUGUUUUGCCCAUCAUUCUUUAUUGUUCUCCAUUAUUCUUCCCUGGGCUACUCAAGAAAGAUCAUAUAAUACUACGAAGAACAUUGAGGGCUGUAAGUAGGGUCAGUGCUAUCCCUUUGACUGAACUAAAUGACACUGUUGUCAAUAGGCAUAUGAAUUCUUGUAAACACUUAGCUAAAGUUAUCUUAUCUGAUAGUGAACAUCCUCUUUAUUCACAAUUGUUUCCUUGUAUCUCUUCGGGUAAGACCAGAAGAAAUUUUAUAAACAUUUAUGCUCGUACUACAAAAUAUAAAAAUUCGACCGUUCCAUAUUUGGCACGAGUAUUGUGUGAAGAGACAAAUAUCAGAAAAGAACUUUUACAACUUUUGAAUCAAUAACUAAACUAUAAAAUGAAAUGAUGCAUAUUAAUGCAUGUGUUAUUUGUUAUAUUAUUUAUUUAUUAUUCACUAUGACCUAGAAAUGGUAUGAUUUUGUUGGGUUUUUUAUUUUUAUUUAUUUUUUUAUUAUUUUUUCCUAUUAAC
Trichobilharzia regenti is the source of this 1122-nucleotide messenger RNA. NCBI's taxonomy places the organism in Eukaryota, Metazoa, Platyhelminthes, Trematoda, Strigeidida, Schistosomatidae. The record is from the annotation of a GenBank genome assembly.